AGCUCCAAGCGAGAAUGGAAGCCCCUGGAGGAUCGUAGCUGCACAGACCUACCAUGGCUGCUGAUUUUUCUCCUCUUCUGCAUUGGGAUGGGAUUUAUUUGUGGCUUUUCAGUAGCAACAGGUGCAGCAGCGAGACUAGUGUCAGGAUACGACAGCUAUGGAAAUAUCUGUGGGCAGAAAAAUGCAGAGUUGGAAUCAAUACCAAACAGUGGCAUGGACCACACCCAUCGGAAGUAUGUGUUCUUUUUGGAUCCGUGCAAUCUGGACUUGAUCAACCGGAAGAUCAAGUCUGAAGCACUGUGCGUAGCAGCAUGUCCAAGACAAGAGCUGAAAACCCUGAAUGAUGUUCAGAAGUUUGCAGAGAUGAAUGGCUCAGCACUAUGUCACUACAAGCUAAAGCCUUCUGAAUAUACAUCUUCAAAAGCGUCUUCUCUUUGCCCCAAACUACCAGUUCCAGCGAGUGCACCUAUUCCAUUCUUCCAUCGCUGUGCUCCUGUGAACAUUUCCUGCUAUGCCAAGUUUGCAGAGGCCCUGAUCACCUUUGUCAGUGACAAUAGUGUCUUACACAGGCUGAUUAGUGGAGUAAUGGCCAGCAAAGAAAUUAUAUUGGGACUUUGCUUGUUAUCACUAGUUCUAUCCAUGAUUUUGAUGGUGAUAAUCAGGUAUAUAUCAAGAGUACUUGUGUGGAUCGUGACAAUUCUGGUCAUACUGGGGUCACUUGGUGGCACAGGUGUACUAUGGUGGCUAUAUGCAAAACAAAGAAAGUCUCCCAAAGAAACAAUUAUUCCUGAGCAGCUCCAGAUAGCUGAAGACAAUCUUCGGGCCCUCCUCAUCUAUGCCAUUUCAGCUACAGUGUUCACGGUUAUCUUGUUCCUGAUCAUGUUGUUUAUGCGCAAACGCAUUGCUCUCACUAUCGCCUUGUUCCACGUGGCGGGCAAGGUCUUCAUUCACUUGCCACUGCUAGUCUUCCAACCCUUUUGGACUUUCUUUGCCCUUGUCCUGUUUUGGGCGUACUGGAUCAUGACACUUCUUUUUCUUGGCACUACUGGCAGCGCUGUGAAGAACGACCAAGGCUUUGUGGAAUUCAGGGUCUCGGGGCCUCUGCAGUACAUGUGGUGGUACCAUGUGGUGGGCCUGAUUUGGAUCAGUGAAUUCAUUCUGGCCUGUCAGCAGAUGACUGUGGCGGGAGCGGUGGUGACAUACUAUUUUACCAGGGAUAAAAGGAAUUUGCCAUUUACACCUAUUUUGGCAUCAGUGAAUCGCCUUGUCCGUUAUCACCUUGGUACUGUGGCCAAAGGAUCUUUCAUCAUCACAUUAGUCAAGAUUCCACGAAUGAUCCUUAUGUACAUUCACAGUCAGCUGAAAGGAAAGGAAAAUGCCUGUGCUCGAUGUAUGUUGAAAUCUUGCAUUUGUUGCCUUUGGUGUCUUGAAAAGUGCCUCAAUUAUUUAAAUCAGAAUGCAUACACAGCCACAGCUAUCAACAGCACCAACUUCUGCACCUCUGCGAAGGACGCCUUUGUCAUUCUCGUGGAGAAUGCUUUGCGAGUGGCUGCCAUCAACACAGUGGGGGAUUUCAUGUUAUUCCUAGGCAAGGUGCUGAUAGUCUGCAGCACGGGCUUGGCUGGGAUUAUGCUGCUCAACUACCAGCAAGAUUACACAGUAUGGGUGCUGCCUCUGAUCAUCGUCUGCCUCUUUGCUUUCCUAGUCGCUCAUUGCUUCCUGUCCAUUUAUGAAAUGGUAGUGGAUGUGUUAUUCUUGUGUUUUGCCAUUGAUACAAAAUACAAUGAUGGGAGCCCUGGCAGAGAAUUCUAUAUGGAUAAAGUACUGAUGGAGUUUGUGGAAAACAGUAGGAAAGCAAUGAAGGAAGCUGGGAAGGGAGGCGCUGCUGAUGCCAGAGAGCUGAAACCGAUGGCCUCGGGAGCAAGUUCCGCUUGAACCUAGCCGACCGUUAUGGAACCCAUUGACAUUCCAAACCAAUAUAUACACAUAACUAUGUGUAUGUGUGUGUGUGUGUGUGUGGGUGUGUGUGUGUAUAUGUAUAUGUAUGUGUGUAAGUAUAUGUAUACACACACACACACAUAAUCAGCCAAAAUCAGAGAAAAGGAACAGGGAUUUAAUACCUUUUUUAUGCUUAUUUUUGUCGAACAUGUACUCCUUUCAUACGGGUGGCUUUUACAAGGCAACUGCCGUCAUUUAAUGUUUUCAAUUGUAAUUGUCUUAAUGGAAAUGUUAAGAUUCAUAUCUGAUUCACAUUUUUGAUAACUUAGAGGAGAUUUUAACUUUCGUUAUUUAAAUUAGGUAAAAUUAUUGUACCGAAUUCUCUGUCUAAAGUUUAUUCAGGGGUGAUUUCCCUGACACAUGCAUAAAAUCAAGAUCUUAUUUUCCUGAUGAAUAAGUCCUAGUGGGACCAGACUAGGUGUAUGCUUUCAGAGAAAUAAGGAAUUACUCCAGUUUUCCCCAAUCAAAGAAGCCAUGUCAUUUUACUUUGAGAAACACACAAGAGGACCCACUAUGGGAAGUUUCAUAAUCGCUCGUGCAUUUGUCAGCCAACAUUAAAAAGUAACCAACUCCUCAGGUAUUUGUAGUUUACCCUAAUGCUUCUAUAGGAGAGUAGGUGAAAAAGAAAAGGAUAGAUGAUCUUUCUUAUGCAAAUUUUUUUCUUAUGAUUUGUCUUUCUUUUUUUUACUAUAAUAGCAUCUUUCACACAUUUUGUGCCUGAUUUGAGAGGAAGCUGGAGCACCCAAUGAGUUUAUGUAGCCUCCAAAUUUCUGUGUAUUGAUUUGCAGAUUAAGUAAUGCUGGGAGGGAUAGUGAAGGGAGAGAAACACUGAACACAAAGCAUUGGCCAUUCCAAUGGUUUAGGGCUAAAUAGGCAUUUUAUACAAAUGCUAUAAACUUGGAAAACGGAAUGGAGGGUGCUCCUCUCCUUGGCAAUUCAUGAAGCAUCCAGAAAUCUACAAUGUUUAACUGAAGAAUUGGUUAAUGUUCUGAUCCUCAAGUGUUGAACGUUUUUGUUUGUUUGUUUGUUUGUUUGUUUGUUUGGGGCUGGGUUAUGGGGUUUUGUUUGUUGGUUGGUUUGUUUGAUUCUUCUAUUCCUGAAGCUUACCAGAUAUGAAUGGCUAAUAUUCCAUUGUUCUGCUUAUUGUAAUGGUGAAUGCUUUAAGAAAAAAAAAGUGUAAUUUGCUAAGAAUGAUUCAUGAUCUGUUUAUGCGAUAACUCCUUUUUGUUACAAUUUUUUUAAAAAAGGCUAUUUUUGUUAAUGUAAAGUAAAUAUUUCAGAGCAUAUUUUUUAAACUUAUUGCACUAAAUACAGGCUCUGUACAGAAAAAGAAAAGCCUCAGCAUUUUAUCAUUCCAUGGAAGGAGAAUCUUUUGAAAGAAAGCAUUGUCUCCUACCAGAAUUAGACAGUGAAUUGGACCGGUAUUAUGGAAAUGCAUACAAUUAAUGUCAGUAGGGAUUAAUAAGCAACUGUUUGCUAAUGUGCUUCCUUUCAAAGGGUUGGACCUUUAAAUUGCUGCAAAAGGUGAGAGAGCAAAUCAUCUAAGAAAAUUCAGAAUACCUUCUGUGUCAUAGCCACACAGAUUUGGGACAUUAAGGAACAUUGGGAGCUAAAUUUAUGAUUGGCAAAAAUCUGGAAGAUGGGUAUCAAAACAGAAGACAUUCGAGGAGCUAGCUGUUUUAGGAGGUGUCCCUCCAGAGUGACCUGAUGGAAGGCUUGAAUUUGGAAAUUGGGUUCUGCUCGCUCGGACAUCCCAACAUCAUGGACCCUUGCUGCUCCCUGUUCCAAAUGCUCGCAAUCUCAACUAUUUGGAAACCGCCAGGAAUGCUUUCUAAUUCUCUCUCGCAACUAGAACUGUAAUCAGAAAGAAAUUUUGUAUUUUUGUAUAACUCGAUUGUGUGCCAUUUUAUAUAACAGGUCCUGUUUUACAAAUAAAUUCUGUUUUACUAACA
Messenger RNA from Myotis brandtii (Brandt's bat), 3950 nucleotides. It is a transcript of the gene SLC44A1, whose product is annotated as solute carrier family 44 (choline transporter), member 1. Lineage: Eukaryota; Metazoa; Chordata; Mammalia; Chiroptera; Vespertilionidae. Bases 88 to 1935 code for a protein of 615 amino acids. Gene Ontology annotation, cellular component: plasma membrane. The transcript is spliced from 16 exons. Gene Ontology annotation, molecular function: choline transmembrane transporter activity. The record is from RefSeq and is a predicted model, not a curated record. Gene Ontology annotation, biological process: transmembrane transport; choline transport.